AUUACAAAGAAAAAGAAGUAGAAGAUGUAGAAGGAUACUAUACCAAAGAUACAAUCAAGGGAGAACUGGAGAUCAUCAUUGAUGAAGGAAUUCAGCAAAUUAAGGUUAAUAAGGAAUUGGAACAAGAAGAGUGA
This is a messenger RNA of Acaulospora morrowiae, 134 nucleotides long. NCBI's taxonomy places the organism in Eukaryota, Fungi, Glomeromycota, Glomeromycetes, Diversisporales, Acaulosporaceae. The record is from the annotation of a GenBank genome assembly.